Molecule: messenger RNA, 576 nt
Organism: Ctenocephalides felis (cat flea)
Lineage: Eukaryota; Metazoa; Arthropoda; Insecta; Siphonaptera; Pulicidae
Product: probable protein S-acyltransferase 23
Exons: 3
Coding region: 1-576 (191 amino acids)
Molecular function (GO): protein binding
Source: RefSeq, a predicted model, not a curated record
AUGGCAGAACAGCACGAAAAUGAAAAUGAAAACAAUAACGACAACGAUAGCUCGGAAAAUUUAAUAUCAUGUUCAGAAAGCACCGAAAUGUUGAUCCAGGAAAGUGCAAGAGAUCUUUUCGAUAUCGUAAAAUCUGGGGAUUUACCGGGUUUGGAAAAUCUUCUAGAGCGAUUAGAUCCUGAUGUUUUAUCUGCCAGAGACAUGCAUGGUUAUACUGCAGCGCACUGGGCAGCCCUGGACGGGCACGUGAGUCUGGUUCGGUGUCUAGUCCGACACAGUGCACCUGUCGAUCUUUCUUGCUUGGGAACCCAAGGACCCAGACCUAUUCAUUGGGCUUGCAGAAAGGGUCAUGUGGCAGUAGCGCAAGUUUUACUUCAAGCUGGAGUUAGUGUAAACGCGGCGGAUUUUAAAGGUUUGACCCCUUUAAUGACUGCUUGCAUGUAUGGCAGAACUGCGACGGCAGCUUUUUUAUUGGGAAUGGGAGCCCUAAAUCAUUUAACAGAUAUAAACGGUGAUACUGCUCUUCAUUGGGCUGCUUACAAAGGUAUACUAUUUUUUCUUAUCUACUGCCUUUAA